AUGGCUGAUCGGAGGGGUCAACGACAACGACCCAUGAUCACAAAAAACUAUUCGUCUUCUUCUUCAACCAAAUCCCAUAAACCUUUAAACCCUAAUUCUAAUACUAGAAUUGCUCAUGCCAAUAAAUCCGCCACCGUAAAUUCGGGCAACGAAGAUAAUAUUGAUGAACACCAAGAUAUUCCAAAUUUGGUUGGAACUUGCCCUUUUAUGUGCCCUGUUGAGGAACGGGCACGACGUGAGAGGCUGCGAGAUUUAGCUGUGUUUGAGAGGCUUCAUGGAAAUCCUGCUAAAACUUCAUCUACUCUCGCUGUUAAAAAGUUUUGCAGAACUAUAAGCGCAAAUAAUGUCCAAGCUUCUGAUGUUCGGCCUGUCUCAGUCUUGGAAGAUACUCUAAAUUAUGUUCUCAACUUGCUGAAGAGUGACUGUCGUUUUGAGGUGGUUCAUGACUUUAUUUUUGAUAGGACAAGAUCCAUAAGGCAAGAUCUUACCAUGCAAAAUGUUACCAAUGAUCAAGCGAUACAUAUUUACGAAAGAAUGAUCAAAUUUCACAUCCUUUCACAUCACAAGCUUCCUAAAUGUGGCAGUCCAGAUACUGCUUCUAUUUGUCACCUCAACAUGGAGCAGCUUACCAAAGCACUUACAUCUCUAUUUAGUCUUUAUGAAGCAAAUCGAGCUCCAGAUUCUAUUUAUAAGGAUGAAUCAGAAUUCCAUUCAUAUUAUGUGCUUCUCCAUCUCUGUUCUGACAACCAGAGCGAGUCACUGUCUUUGUGGUUCCGUCGUGUUCCUUUUGUAAUCAUGAAGUCAAAAGAGAUGUGUUUUGCCCGGAGAAUAUUGAGAUUUUUCCGUUUGGGAAAUUACAAGCAAUUAAUCUACACUACGGAGGCGGAGGCAUCCUACCUGCAGUAUUGCAUUAUUGAACCUUACAUCAGUGAGAUACGAGCACUAGCCUUGUCUUGCGUAAAUUAUGGAGGAUACAAGCUUCAACCAUAUCCACUGGCGCACCUGUCCAAGCUCCUGAUGAUGCAAGAAUCAGAUUUGGAAUCUCUCUGUGUUGAUUGUGGGCUUCAAAUGUCCAGUGAUGGAACGGGAAAGGUGCUGUUGUCUACUAAGCUAACAAGUACGUGCAAUCCCAAAAGGGGGUACCAGAAAUACUGUGAAGUGGUUUCAGAACGAUUAGAGAGGUUAGCUGCUGAAGUAUCAGAACUGUGA
Molecule: messenger RNA, 1209 nt
Organism: Fraxinus pennsylvanica
Lineage: Eukaryota; Viridiplantae; Streptophyta; Magnoliopsida; Lamiales; Oleaceae
Source: the annotation of a GenBank genome assembly